Messenger RNA from Chiloscyllium plagiosum (whitespotted bambooshark), 6222 nucleotides. Its product is annotated as NUAK family SNF1-like kinase 1. Gene Ontology annotation, biological process: microtubule cytoskeleton organization; intracellular signal transduction; protein phosphorylation. The record is from RefSeq and is a predicted model, not a curated record. Gene Ontology annotation, cellular component: cytoplasm. NCBI's taxonomy places the organism in Eukaryota, Metazoa, Chordata, Chondrichthyes, Orectolobiformes, Hemiscylliidae. Gene Ontology annotation, molecular function: tau-protein kinase activity; ATP binding.
AAUGUGGUGACACCAUUGUUAAGCAUGGGGAUCCAGCAAGCAGCGUUGCUGCCAGAUAAACAAUGGUAGACUCACAGAGAGCAGCAACACACGGGGCUGACAAACAGAUGGCGAACAUGGUGAGACUGAAGCAGAUAAAGAGGCGGGGACACGGAUCAUGAGGCAAACACAAGCCAAGAUAAAAGGCAGGAUGGAAGAGACGGUGUUGUGUGGCUUUGUCUAGCUGUAGAAAAGGGUGCGAGCGGAGAUAUUGCCCAGGAGCUGGUGUCUGAAGACCGGUCUGUGGACUGAUUCCUGACCCGGGCCAAUGGUAAUGAUGGCUGACAGGCACGUCCAAUUUUAUUGCGACCGUGUUUGAAAGUUAGGUUUCGGGGCAUUCACGGAAGGUAUUCUGACUUCACAUGAAGGUAUUCUGACCUCAUAGUGAACUGAGGGCAGUGUAGCAGGAUAAAGGGAGCAGGACACAGAACGAGAUAUCCAGGGGUCAUCCGUAAUUCCCCAGGGUGUUAUUUUCAUUUGACAAGACAGGAUCACUUCCCCCGCUUCCACUGCGCACUUUCUGAAAAUAAGCUGUGAACUGAUUUGAAUUUCCCUGACUCUGACCUUAUAAACGUUGGCAGCUGUCUGAGGAGAAUUCCUGGAGGAGAGAGUCAGUUUGAUGUCUGUGCAAAGAGCCCGCUAAUCCUCCAACCGAGUGAUUGCCUGUCACCCGGAGAGGCUGCCGCCAGCAGAUGAAGGAAGCGAUUAGGAAAAGAUGAAGAAAGAGAGGUGCCAGGAAGGCAAGAUGAUAACCAGGGAGAGAUACUGUCCCGAGGAGCAGGACUGGAAAGAAACUCCAGGCAGCAAAUUCUCUCGCACUGUGAAGAAACACCAGCAUAAACACAACCUGAAGCACAGAUAUGCGAUCCUGCAGACAGUGGGCAGGGGAGCCUAUGGCAAAGUCCAGAAAGCACUAGAGACUGCGACCGGCAGGACGGUAGCCAUUAAAUCUGUCCGAAAGGAUAAGUUUCAAGAGGAACUGGAUCGUAUCCACAUCCAACGGGAAAUGGAAAUCAUGUCAUCUCUUAACCACCCUAAUAUCAUACGCAUUUAUGAAGUGUUUGAAAAUAAGGAUAAGAUUAUAAUUGUAAUGGACUACUGCAGUAAUGGCGAAUUGUAUGAUUACGUAAACGAACAUCGUAGGCUGUCUGAGAAUGAAGCACGCAGAGCUUUCAGGCAAAUUGUCUCAGCAAUUCAUUACUGUCAUAAGAAAGGAAUUGUGCACCGUGACCUUAAACUAGAAAACAUUCUCCUGGAUGAAAGCUUUAAUGUAAAGCUUGCUGACUUUGGUUUAUCAAACCUGUAUCAUAAGGAUCAGCUAUUGGAGACAUACUGCGGAAGUCCUCUUUAUGCCUCACCUGAAAUAGUGAAUGGAUUUCCAUAUCAAGGACCUGAGGUUGAUUGCUGGGCCCUGGGAGUUCUGCUUUAUACACUGGUGUAUGGAACAAUGCCAUUUGAUAGCAGGAGUUACAAAACUUUAACGCAGCAGAUCAGUUGUGGAGAAUACAAGAAACCUCACCUGACUUCUGAUGCUUGUGACCUGAUUGACUGGAUGUUAUCAGUGGACUCAGACAAACGUGCAACAAUUGAAGAUAUUGCAAACCAUUGGUGGGUCAACUCGGGUUAUGACACAUCUAUUUGUGACUGCAUUUCCGAAAAAGACUGUCACUCACCACUGCUGGCCCGUUGCAUUGACUGGCAAACCAGGGAAGGGUGUACAAAUCAAAGGACGAAAGAAGCUAAAAAUGUACAAGCUAUAGAAAGUACUGGGCAUCAAGUUUCUACCCAUAUAACAGAGGAUAGGCAAAUGGUUUGUUUAAAAAAGUCAAAGAAAGAAAAAGACAUGACACAACCACAACAGGAUGUGAAAUUGCAGAAACCCACAUCCAAAGAUGCAAAGGAAAAUCCAAAGGGAAUCCUACAAUCUAGCUUUGACAAUGACCUUCUUUCAUCUGCAGGCAUGGAACUGCAAUCACAAUGGACUGAAACCAGCACAACCAUCACAAAACCUAUAAACACCUUUCAGAAGGUGCACACUGCGCAAACUACAGUCUUAACUAGUACACCAAAGAAAGGAAUCCUGAAGAACUCUUACCAUAGAGAGUCUGGCUAUUCCUCUUCUCCAGAACGCAGUGAAACAAGAGGCAGGGAUACAGCUGAAAUUUCUUCCGAAACAAGUGGCAAACAGUCAGAAAUGCCUUUAUCAGAAGUAAAAUAUAGGAAAAAAGGAAUUCUAAAACGAAAUGGAAAGUUUUCCACCAGUUUAGAUCUGCCCGAUGAUCGCUCAUCACUAAAGCUUUCUGCUUCUUUAAAGGACCUGAUCUUAUCAAAUGGGAGACAUCAGAAAAAAGAGAGCCGCCCCUCUAGUGUCAUUAGUGAUGAUAGCAUACUUUCUAGUGACUCAUUUGACCUUCUAGAUCUCACAGCAGAAAGCAGAAGACUCUUUACUCAAAGUAAACAUGGCAACAUUUAUAGCUCAGCUUCAGAGGAAGACUUUUUGGAGCUGGAUAACACAGAUAAAGUUGAUCCACAAAAUGCCAGAAGAAAUGGAAGUUCUGGAAAAGACAAUAUAGGGAGAAUUUUCUCAAUAAUGGAAUUUGAAGAUACACAAGAUAUUUAUAAUAAGGCCUAAGAGAGGUGUAAUUAUUUAAAGGAAAAUUAAUGGGUUAUAUUUCUGAGUCUCCAUAAACUGUAGCCAAAAAUUAUUCCCACUGAAUCAAUGAGGAAGAUUCCUUCAAUGAAGACUAUCAAGAAAGUAUUAUAGCAAAAUAAUUAAAUUUAUUGUCACUUUUCCUUGAGCAUAAGAAUAUUUGCUACUGGAAAGUAAGUUUAUGUUUAUUACAAGGCUAAAAUGUUAAAUGGUUCUGUGCAAUAAUUACAUGUUUUUUUGCGAAAAUUGUUUUUUUAGUGUUCGUUUGUUUAUGACAAGGCUGAAGUGUUAAAUGGUUCUGUAUAUUAAUUCCAUGAAUUUUUUUUUGCGAAAAUUGGAUUCUUAAUAUUCACCAUUAUUAUUCACUGAAUGGAAAGCAGAAUUGGAUUUGAGAAUCAGGCCAAAUCAGUGAUUUUCCAAAAACAUAGCAUAGAGUCCUGAAUGUACAAUCAUAUUACUCAAAAUGGCUCUUUAUUUACACAAAGGUCAGUGCCACAUCAGAUCAUCUUCCAUGCAUUUGAAUACACUGAGAAGUUGACUAGGAUUGUCAUAUUGUAAUAGUGGUACAAGAAAUUAUUAUUCAUCCUCAAAAUAGACUACUUUGCCUCGAUUUGUUCUAAAGGUCCAGGUAAGACUUUUAAUAAAGCAGAAACAGGCAUCCAUAAAUCCCUUAUUUUCACUUCAAUACUUGGGAGUAAACAGGAUGGGAAGAGGUUACCUAACAAAUGUUUCAAUGUUUUUCAAAGAACAUUCCAAGUGCACAUGAAAUAGUGUGCCUAGGCUUCAAAACUAAUUUGCUAAAAUUGCUGUCCCAUUCCCCCUUACAAAUGAUACUUAGACUUCAAGCUUUUAUAGACAACAAAAAUGCACAAAUGUGGUUUGGUUCAAGUAGAAAAAUGUUCAUUAUUAAAAUAAAAUCCUCCUGACACAUUAAACUGGCUUAAAUGACACAACACCCCAACUUGUUCAUCCAACUUAAAUCCAUGUAUAAUUUAACCUCAGCCCCAACCUACAAAACACACAAAGCCAUCACAACCUUUUAGGUUAAAAAUAACUUUACUGACACACCACAGACAAAACCCCAUUUUCCCACCCUAAACUUUAUUUAAUUCAGAUAGAUCCUUUUUGAAUUUGGUUGUUACCCUUAAGUUAACUUCUCAUCCCCAAUACCCCUCAAACAUGGAUGAUAACUUACAAUCUUCCACAUAGUUUGUCCUUCUGAUGACUGCAGUACCAAGCCCUUCACUAUUAUCCAUUAUCUGAUGGCCCUUAUCAAUGAUUAUAAACCAUCUCUUGGGGUCAUUUUGCUGGAUCAUCAGUGCUUAACAUCCUUUUUGAUCCCUCUAGUCUGUUACGGACAUAGCUAUUCAGUGUUGAUUUUAUUUCCACAAUGGAUCCCACUAAGGUGAGGUAUCCCUGGCUCCAAAGCUGUAAAAGAAACAAAAACAGAAAUUUUGGAGAAACUCAGCAGGUGUGGCAGCACCUAUGGAGAGAAAACAGAGUUAAUGUUUCAAGUUCAGUGACCUUUCUUUUGAACGUCUUCUCCUGAAUAACCAAAGUAACCAAAAUGACCCCCAAUGAAUAAAUUGGCAACAACAUUUCACUUUUUGCAAUGUUUAACACAAAUGAGAAUUGAUGUAAAUUGAGCAUGGAUCAACAGGCAAACUCCAGUCAGUAUGAACUAUAAGUAACAUAGGGAAUAGCAUAAAACAAUGAAGACUACCUCAUAUGACUAUAAACAUUCACAUAUCCCCCACACAAAUGGGGCAGUACAUGCAUUCUCUCAAUCUUUCCAAAUCUGCUUCAGGUACACUGGACCUCUCACUUUACCCAAAGACUUGGCCUCAAGUCACUUGUAACAGAAGCUUCACUUCCUAUGUUCAAAUGUUGUUCAUUUCUUCUGAAAGUCAUCUCCAAAAUAUUAUGCUCUUGUAGAACUUACUUGGCUACAUCACAAUUAUCUUAAUGGGGCAGGUUUUCCGGAAACUCCUUUAUAAACUUCUUUAAUGAAUCUUGUUGAACAAUCUGGUCAGCUCUUUAAAAAAAACCUGAGUUUUACCAAUGGAAUUAUCCUAACUGCAAUCUCUGCUCUCACCUUUUCUAUAGCUUCCUGUCUCUUUUAACUGCAUGUACAGAGCUCCCUGUAAAUGCACUUCUACAUUCUUCUCUUACUGCAGCUUCUUCAUCUCUGGUCAUAUGGCAUCCAUAUUUUGACUUCCUUCCUGUUGGUAUUGCUUCCAGGCUGACAGUGGCCAUAUCAUAUAGACUAAUAUUAGAAAAUUGCAAUUGAUCCCUUUAGAAUUGAUGUACAUUCUUAAAAACAACUACAUAUUCCCUAGCCGUGUUUAAAGAAACUACAACUUUCCUUACUAUACUGUUUCAAGGUCAAAGAUCUUCAUAAAAAAAUAGAAUGCUGAACAAUAUAGUCAAGACAGUAACAUGUGUAUUGUAUGGUGCCAAGAGAGUAACAUAUGUAUUGUAUGCUUCUGUGGUCAAACUAAAUCUCAAAUAACUAUGUGCUGUUCAUAUAACAUUGCAAGAUAUACUUACCAGUUCCACAUGCAAGAUAAAUCUGGGCAGUUCUACACUUCUAUAAUUAAUUAUAAUUUAUUCAGAGGCUGGAACUAUUAUCCCACCUAAAACAUUUAUCAUCUAAAAGGAUGUUUUGAUAUCUUAGAUUAAUUAUAAUUGAUUGCACAACCCCCCCUAAUUAAAAGUUUUGAAAUAACCCCUUUAUAAAUGCACUAACUUUGGCAGAGAAAUAGAACACUAACAUCAAACUUUAUUCAGUAUAAUUAAGUAAAAAUACACUCAUCUAACAAUUGAAGACUGUUUAAGUAACCAACAAAAACACACAAAAGUUAUACUUAUCACUAUACAAGACAGACUUCAAUGCUGGACAGAAAUUAUUUUCCCACCUCAAGGACAAAAUGUGUUCAGUUUUCAUGUUUUCUAAAAUAUCCCCGAUUGAUUCACGCUGAAAACUGACAGCACUUACAACUGAUUGAUUUAAGUUCUCAGAUUUAUUGCAAACCACAUUUCAAAACCUUUAGCUAAUUUGGCGAACUCUCUAAAAAUUUGAUGCUGCCAAUUUUCGUAUAAGAGUCCCUACAAGAUAGGAGGGCUGAAGAAGGGCUUAUGCCCGAAACGUCGAUUCUCCUGUUCCUUGGAUGCUGCCUGACCUGCUGCGCUUUUCCAGCAACACAUUUUCAGCUCCCUUCAAGAUAGACCGCCCACCACAAAAUUAAUAAUUGUUGAAAUCCAAUUUACUAAUAAUGUGGUAAUGGUUAAUCCGAUAGGAUUUUCCUAUCUGCACAAAUUAACGAAAACAUGAGACAAAAAGAAAGCUUAAAGCUGUCUAUUUUGUGCUUACAAUAGACAGUCUUCCAAUUAUUAAUGUGACUAUGUUUUUAGUGCAAAUAAAUAGCAUGUAUUAGCUACUAAAACACUGGAGACACUUUGUUCUUUUCUCACGGGCUGAACUGAGUCAUUUUCAAGUACAGACAUUUAAUAAAGCUAUUAAUAAAAAAAAA